AAAGGACAUUUACAUAUUUACAUAGUAGGAAUUUAUUGAUGUUUAAUUGUAUUGAAAACGAAUACAGAAUUUUCCUCUAUAAUGCUAUAAAUUUAUAUUUUGAAUUAAGACGAAAAAUCUAAUUCUUAACAACACGGGUUAAUAAUAAAAAGAUGACUGUCUUAUUCCUGUACUUGGUUGUGAUAGUGUCGGUUAAAGGAUCUCAUUUCAGUCAUGACGGUUCAUCUCACUUGAGCAUACAGGAUUACAAGUAUGGAAGCAAAGCCGAAUUUGAGAACGCAUUCAAUAAGUGGAUACAGACCAAAAUAGAUAUUUUUAGUUUGACGGAUUUGAUUGACGUGUUAUUAGUUAGAUUGGGUGUAAACAAUGUGGUGAGAUGUGAAAACACAGACGAACACCCAAUGUUGGAGGCUAUCAGAAACACUAGCAGAAAUUCAAAUCUGACGGACUUACUCAACAAUGAUCAGCUUAGAAACGAUCUGUUUCUGCCCAUUAUAUCAGUUGCAGCGAUGUCGCCAUUUGAAUUCAACCCAUGCUGCUCUGAAAAGCUGCGGGAAGAGUGUAUCAGGGCAAAGGAAAAGUUUGAUAGAAUGUCUCUGCGUCACAUUUAUGGAUCUGUUGAGGGAAAAUACAAUAGAUUAGCUGUUCCUAGACAUUUUGACAAGAUUAAACUUCUGGCGUAUGAUUCAGAGACAUUUACAAACAGAUUUAUGUGCGUCAACGAAUUCUCUCUGGAAAGAACUGUGCAUAUUGAUCAUGGCGAUAGAAAUAACGAGGAGAAUAGAAGAAAUAUUGGGUUAUCAGCGCUCAUGUUAUACAUUUUACAAGGAUAUAAUUUGGUCAGUAAAAACGAAAUAUGUCCAGGCACCCAUCUUCAAGCGAUAUACACACACUAUCGUUUAAGAGACAAUUUGCAAGCAACACAUGGUUUGACCUCAAUGAUCAGUGAUUUAAAAUGCGAUGCAUCGAAAGAAAACCAUCAACGUGAAACUCCCUCAUACAGACAAAAUUCACAUUCCCUGUCUGAAAUAUAUAGUGGAAUUGGCUCGGCAGACUUUAUUAAAAGAUAUGUUUAUUCAUCUGGCCAACGGAACCAAUUUCACGAUAUCGGGGAUAAUGGACACCCGCCUUUACUCCCGCCUUUUUCACGAACACCAAACUUGAACCCAGGAUUUCUUAACUAUGACUGGAAUAACAAAGGAAGCGAGUUCGUAAAUAGACAGUGUUUCGAUGAACGGUCUCUUCUCAGAGCGUUUAAUGUUGAGAAUACCAUUGGAGGUGUCAACAUAUCCAUGUCUGUGUUCCUAGACAUGUGCCCCGUGUUACUUUAUAAAGCAUUGUUUAGACCUUGUCAUCACCACAGUCAUUCAGCACACCGUCAGCACACUACAGUGUCCACUGUCCGAACGUCUUCCGACUCUUCAACAGACAUAUCUCUGGCAUCAAAUAUGACUUCAGUGUUAAACAAUACUAUAGAGGAAUCAAGCUCAACCCCUCGAUACAAAAGCUACCUGUACGGAUCGUUAUCAGUGCUUGUCAUAAGUCUUUGUAGCAUUGUCGGAGCAGGCUUCAUGAAGCUAUCCAGGGCAGACGUGAAAAUAUACAUGAUGGGGUCUAUGCUAUCACUUGCUGUUGGGUGUCUUGUCGCAGACGCCGCGCUUCAUUUACUGCCUGAGGUUAUUAUGGGAGAAGGUGACAUGGACGAGGAUGAUGAUGAGCUGAUGCCUGGACAUCUGAGGAAACUAUGUGCGUUCCUGGCCAGCAUAUACGCGUUCUUUGUUCUUGAGUUGUUACUUUCUAUUCGACAUACGCAUAGCCACGCUAUCAAUGUUGGGAAUGAACAAAUAAAGUCGAUUUCCGUGAAAUACGACAAGGAGGAUGAUACCAUUCGAGAAACAAACUUGAACCUAAUUUCCGUGAAAUACGGCAAGGAGGAUGAUACCAUUCGAGAAACAAACUUGAACCUAAAUAAUGUGUCGAUAAAAAAUAAUAUUCCAAAGACACUAAACAUAGACCAAGAAAAUAACACUCACAACACUAACAUACAAGCCACAAACAAUGAUCAACAAACUGACUCAACCACCCAAGUGCUUGAACCAGGGUUAUCCAAUCCAAUUCGUAUCCCGCCUCCUGAAUCAACUAGACAAUUGUUAGAGCAGCGGUGUUCAAGCAUAAGUGAUAGAAUAAGCAUUCAUGAUGCACAGUCUGGGGUUAAGGCACUGGCUUGGAUGAUUAUUAUCGGGGAUGGAAUUCACAAUUUUGCUGACGGACUUGCAGUAGGAGCUGCAUUUUCAUUAAAUUUUUCAAAGGGUAUUUCUACAUCAAUAACAGUACUCUGCCACGAGCUGCCACAUGAGCUAGGAGACUUUGCUAUACUCGUGUCAACUGGGAUGUCAAUCAAGAGAGCAAUGGUGUUAAACUUUGUGUCCAGUCUGACAGCAUUUGCUGGACUGUACUUGGGAUUGUCUCUCGGAGAGCAAGUCGAGGCCUCUCAGUGGAUAUUCGCUGUCGGCGCCGGAAUGUUUUUAUACGUUGCCCUGACUGAUCUGGUACCGGAAUGUAAGGAAUAUUUUAAAACAAAAUGCACAAUAAAAAUGUUUGUUGCACAAAACAUUGGUUUAUUGUUAGGAUAUGUCGCUAUGCUGCUACUUGCUAUGUAUGAAGACAAACUUGAAAUAAAAUCAUGAAGAUAAUUAUA
Ruditapes philippinarum (Manila clam) is the source of this 2698-nucleotide messenger RNA. RefSeq names its product zinc transporter ZIP6-like. Bases 153 to 2687 code for a protein of 844 amino acids. The record is from RefSeq and is a predicted model, not a curated record. The transcript is spliced from 16 exons. Gene Ontology annotation, molecular function: zinc ion transmembrane transporter activity. Lineage: Eukaryota; Metazoa; Mollusca; Bivalvia; Venerida; Veneridae. Gene Ontology annotation, biological process: zinc ion import across plasma membrane; intracellular zinc ion homeostasis. Gene Ontology annotation, cellular component: membrane.